Messenger RNA from Aspergillus ruber CBS 135680, 666 nucleotides. Its product is annotated as glycoside hydrolase family 11 protein. Gene Ontology annotation, molecular function: hydrolase activity, hydrolyzing O-glycosyl compounds. Gene Ontology annotation, biological process: xylan catabolic process. NCBI's taxonomy places the organism in Eukaryota, Fungi, Ascomycota, Eurotiomycetes, Eurotiales, Aspergillaceae. The record is from RefSeq and is a predicted model, not a curated record. The coding region runs from base 1 to 666 and encodes 221 amino acids. The transcript has 2 exons.
AUGGUUGCAUUCUAUUUUUUCUUCUUCGCCCUCUCCGCCAUCUCUGCCUUCGCUGCCCCCGGCGUUAACUCCGCUCUUGUCCAGCUUGCGAAGCGCGCUAUCACCAGCUCUGAGACUGGCACCAACAACGGCUACUACUACUCCUUCUGGACCGAUAACGGUGGGGAUGUGAGCUACAAGAACGGCAACGGCGGCCAGUAUAGCGUCGAGUGGAAGAAUUGCGGCAACUUUGUCGCUGGAAAAGGCUGGAAUCCCGGCAAUGCCAAGACCAUCACCUACAGCGGCAACUUCAACCCCAGCGGCAACGGCUACCUCUCCCUCUACGGCUGGACCAAGAACCCUCUCGUCGAGUACUACAUCGUCGAGAGUUACGGCGACUACGACCCCUCCAGCGGUGCCACCCAGAUCGGCAGCAUUGAGAGCGACGGCAGCACCUACAAAAUUUACAAAACCACUCGUGUAAACGCGCCUUCCAUUGAGGGCACCUCAACCUUCGACCAGUACUGGUCCGUCCGCGAGAACCACCGUGUCGGCGGCAGCAUCACCGUCCAGAACCACUUCGAUGCCUGGGCUAGAGCUGGUCUGACUUUGGGUACCCACGACUACAUGAUCCUUGCUACGGAGGGAUACCAGAGCAGCGGGUCUUCUUCGAUCACAGUCCAGUAA